Oldenlandia corymbosa var. corymbosa is the source of this 1222-nucleotide messenger RNA. The record is from the annotation of a GenBank genome assembly. NCBI's taxonomy places the organism in Eukaryota, Viridiplantae, Streptophyta, Magnoliopsida, Gentianales, Rubiaceae.
CGACUGGCAAAACCGAGAAAUAUCGAAAACCUCCUCCUAAAUCACCCCAAAAACCGUCCGAGUAUAUUUAAGACGAACGAAUUUUUUUGGUUUCCCUCCGCCCGUUCCAGCAGUGCCGAGCUGAGCAAAGCCACCGGGAGAAAUCAGCAUUUUUCAGAUUCAAAGUGACUUCCUUUCGAGCUAUUUAAGAUAUGCUUGUCUGGACCUAUAACACAAAACUCUUGUAGUUGUAGCUGUUCAUUAAAUGGAACAUAAGAAUAAUAAAGAAGGGGAAGUAGAGGAUUCAACGAUAGAGUAUGUAAGCUAUGGAGGAGAACAUCAUCUUCCGCUUAUAAUGAAUUUGGUUGAUGAAGAACUCAGCGAGCCCUACUCAAUCUUCACAUACCGCUAUUUUGUCUAUCUCUGGCCUCAACUAUCCUUUCUGGCUUUUCACAAAGGAAAAUGUGUGGGGACGGUUGUGUGCAAAAUGGGUGACCAUCGAAAUGUUUUGAGGGGCUACAUUGGAAUGCUUGUUGUACUUAAGCCGUACAGGGGAAGAGGCAUUGCUACAGAACUAGUAACGCGAUCAAUUAGAGCAAUGAUGGAAUCAGGGUGCGAAGAGGUGACUUUAGAAGCAGAAGUUACAAAUAAGGGAGCACUAGCUCUAUAUGGACGCCUCGGUUUUAUCAGAUCUAAGAGGCUUUUCAGAUACUAUUUGAAUGGAGUGGACGCAUUCCGGCUGAAACUAUUGUUUCCUCGUCCUGAGGUAUACCAUUGCGAGUCCUUGAUGGGGCUUGGCUCCUCUGAAUUCGAAAAUGAUCAUCAACAACAAAAGGAAGAUACGACUCGCCGAUGAAUUCAUUAUGUUGACAGAUGCCAACUGCAACUGUCAAAGAGGACAGAGUAACUUGUACAAAAGCUUUUUGGUUGUGAAGACUGUUGGUUGGUUCUACUUCUUUGCUAGUUUAUUUUUAUUUUUUUAAGUGCAUUUUCAUUGAUAAGUUGAACAAAUUAAUCAAUGAAUAUACUACUACUACUUGACUAAUACUAGUAGUAGUAUAAUGGAAGGCACAUGAUAGUCUGGGAUAGAGCAUUUAAGUGUCAACGCCUUUCAAGCUGUCAUUCUUUUACAUUGGUCAUCUUCCUAUCUAAUAAUACUAUUAUUACUUUAGCCCGGUUUUUAUUUUGUCUGUACUUGAUUGUCGUUUGCUGAUUCAUUGACUGAGGCCGGGGUUCAGUUUCU